Messenger RNA from Hyla sarda, 1982 nucleotides. RefSeq names its product tyrosine hydroxylase (gene TH). Gene Ontology annotation, biological process: dopamine biosynthetic process from tyrosine. The transcript is spliced from 13 exons. The record is from RefSeq and is a predicted model, not a curated record. Gene Ontology annotation, molecular function: iron ion binding; tyrosine 3-monooxygenase activity. Gene Ontology annotation, cellular component: cytoplasm; axon; perikaryon. NCBI's taxonomy places the organism in Eukaryota, Metazoa, Chordata, Amphibia, Anura, Hylidae. The coding region runs from base 253 to 1728 and encodes 491 amino acids.
AAUUUGUUUUCAAGCUACCAUGGAGCUAUCUAUAUAUACUGGGUGAGAUAGUCUGCAGGUGUUGGGUAGGGAGGCUACUUUUACUAAGCAAGGGAUGCUCUGCAGGUUACUGCAGAUGUGUCUAGAGGACCACUGUCCAUCCUCCUCCCUCAGGCUUAGAUGUGAUGGUGGGGGGAGUAGUGACGUCACGCUUGCACUAUAAAAGCCGGGGCUUGGAGCAGGUGCUAGGAACACACUUCUACAAGAGUAGUGAUGCCGACGCCAAACGUCUCCGGAUCUUCAGGGAAAAGCUUCAGAAGGGCAGUCUCUGAGCUUGAUCCCAAACAGGCUGAAGCUAUUCUGUCGCCACGAUUCUUGGGCAGAAGACAGAGUUUGAUAGAAGAUGCCCGGAAGGAACGGGAGGCAGCGGCGGCAGCUGCAGAGGCCGCAGAGUGCACCGACCCCUUGGUAUUUGAAGAAAAAGAUGGAAAAGCCAUUAUCAACCUGCUCUUCUCUCUUAAAGGAAAUAAGCCAUCUUCCUUAUCCCGCACCCUGAAAGUAUUUGAGACUUUUGAAGCCAAAAUCCAGCAUCUGGAGACACGACCUGGAAAGAAGGGAACAGAAGCAGGUUCAGAUUUGGAGUAUUUUAUACGCUGUGAAGUUCAUCGUUCAGACCUUAGCACACUUAUGAGCUCUAUAAGGAGAGUAUCAGAAGAAGUGAGGACCACAAAGGAAGUAAAAGUUCACUGGUUUCCUACUAAAAUUUCCGACCUGGAUAAGUGUCACCACUUGGUUACCAAGUUCGAUCCAGAUCUAGAUUUGGAUCACCCGGGUUUCUCUGAUCAGGAGUAUCGUAAAAGGAGGAAGAUGAUUGCUGACAUAGCCUUCUCCUACAGACAUGGUGAUCCAAUUCCUCGGGUGGAGUACCUGCCAGAGGAGACAGCAACCUGGAAGGAGGUCUACUCUACCCUCAAGAGUCUGUACCCAACUCACGCGUGUAAGGAGCACCUUAAAGCUUUCCAUCUGCUUGAGACCCAUUGUGGUUACAGUGAAGACAACAUUCCCCAGCUACAGGAUGUUUCCUGCUUUCUUAAAGAAAGGACUGGAUUUACGGUACGCCCUGUGGCUGGCCUUCUAUCGGCUCGUGACUUCCUCUCUAGCUUGGCUUUUCGUGUUUUCCAGUGUACCCAAUAUAUUCGACAUGCAUCAUCCCCCAUGCACUCUCCAGAACCGGACUGUUGUCAUGAGCUGCUUGGACACGUUCCCAUAUUGGCAGAUAAAACGUUUGCUCAGUUCUCACAGGACAUUGGCUUGGCAUCGCUGGGAGCAACAGAUGAGGAAAUAGAAAAACUGGCUACGCUCUAUUGGUUUACUGUGGAAUUUGGACUUUGCAAGCAGGAUGGAGAAAUAAAAGCCUAUGGCGCAGGUUUACUAUCAUCAUAUGGCGAAUUGCUGCAUUCUUUGUCUGAUGAACCAGAGAAACGACCCUUUGACCCAGAUGAAGCAGCUAUUCAGCCAUAUCAGGACCUGAAUUACCAAUCUGUAUAUUUUGUAUCAGAAAGUUUCACUGAUGCUAAGGAAAAACUAAGGAAUUAUGCAUCUCGUAUAAAGAGGCCCUUUGCUGUGCGCUAUGACCCCUACACUGUGAGCAUCGAGGUUCUGGACUCACCCGGCCGGAUUCAGAGCUCACUGGAAGAGCUCAGAGAUGAACUACAGACCCUGACUACUGCACUCAGCAUCCUCUCCUAACAUACAACCGCCAAAAUCUGUGACCCUACAUAGGCUUCCUGGGUGCACUGCAUGAUCUCCAGUAUCCACCAUCUCAGUACCAUUGCUGUGGUCAGCUCACCUUUUUGUAUGGGAUUGUCCUGUUCACCAUUAUGUACAAACCUGAAUGAAUCUACAUUUUUAAUACACAUAAUAUAAAUGUUAUUGCUUAAUAUAUAAUGGCUUACAUUUGCAGUUCACGCUUUAAGAUGGUUUAGGAAAGCUAUUGUGCUCUG